This is a messenger RNA of Eriocheir sinensis (Chinese mitten crab), 2958 nucleotides long. RefSeq lists its product as uncharacterized. Lineage: Eukaryota; Metazoa; Arthropoda; Malacostraca; Decapoda; Varunidae. The coding region runs from base 99 to 833 and encodes 244 amino acids. The record is from RefSeq and is a predicted model, not a curated record. The transcript is spliced from 2 exons.
UGAAGCGCGCCGAGUGUCAUGGCGUCCCCCGUGGUCGCCGUGAGGGUGAGGAGACGGGCAAGGCCGAGGCUGACGUGGGUGAGGUGAAGCCGGGCCAGAUGGAAUUGUUCGCUGCCAUGCUGGACAGUCUGAGGCAGGAAUUGGAUCAGAGAACAAAGAGGGCAGACGAGAGGGCACGCGAGCAGGCUCAGAGGGCAGAAGAGAGGGCACGCGAGCAGGCUCAGAGGGCAGAAGAGAGGGCACGCGAGCAGGCUCAGAGGGCAGAAGAGAGGGCACGCGAGCAGGCUCAGAGGGCAGACGAGCAGGCUCGCCAUCUUGCCGAGGUCCUCCAGAGCUGUUUCUCGUCGCUGAAGGUGGAAACCCAGCAGUACACCGACCAGGGCUGCGAUAGCGCGAGGAGUGAACGGCUGGAGGAGGUGCGGACCCAGGAAGGCGAGGUCCGAGGCCUGAGGGAGGCGGAGAGGCAGCUGCGAGAGGUGGCACCGUCGCACGUGGAGGAAGAAGGCUCAGUUCUGGCAGGAAGCGCCGGGGCGGCGGUCCUGCAGGGGCCUAUCUGGGGCCCCUGGCAAGGACUCCUGGAGCCUGGUAGCGUCGUGGCGGAACCAGUAGCUGCCGCAGGAGGUUGGGGAGCCCCCGCCUCGUUGCCUCCCUCGCCCCCUCCCUCUCCUCCAUGCCAGCCGGCUCGCAGGUCACGUAGUCCGCUCUCCCAUGGCAGCAGCGAGAGGUGGCAACGUGGUGCGGAGAGGAACAAGAAGCGUCACGUGGGCUGGAGGCGGGUGCACGGGUGGCGGACUGGCGGGGCUUCGCGUGGGGCCCCUGGCAAGGGCCCCUGAAGCCUGGUGGCGUCGUGGCGGAGCCGGUGGAGGCUGCAGGAGGCUGGGGAGCCGUUGAAGCCGCUCCCUUGGGUCCAGCUGGUGCUGGAGUCGGACCCAUUAACCCUGCCUCGUUGCCUCUCACCGCCUCCCUCUCCGCCAUGCUGGCCGGCUUGCAGCCCACGUGGUCCGCCCGCUCCCCGCUGUGGCCCCUCGGCCUCCCGGCGCUCAGGGAGGCUUAAGCCAGCGGAACACGACGGGAAGUUGGCAUGGGAGGCCCAGUUCAAGAUGCCAGCUGCUGCCCAGGGCUGGGGCGAGGAUGAGAAGGCGCUGCAGCUGACAACAGCGCUACGGGGCUCAGUGGACGGGCCCGGCCGCUUGGUGGGGAGCGCCGAGAGGACCUUGGGGCGGCCUAACAUGCCGGCCGCUACGCGACUCCGAGACGCGCCACAGAGGCUGUGGGCCGGUCUUACAGUCCUUUCGGGAGCGGCAAAACGAAAACGCGCACCAGGUUUGUUGGCUGGCGUACGAGAGCCAGGCGCCCGUCUUACACUCAAAGAUUUAGGCUUCUUUCAGACGGCGCGGGCACUGCCCGCGUCCGCGUUUAAGCGCGGACACACCCGCUUCCGCGUACCUUUUCAGACGGCGCGGGUGAAAACCACCUGCCACCCACGGGCCUCGUCAUCUGGCUCACCAGUUUGUGUUCUGCACGCACUAAUCAUGGACCGUGAUCGCCUUCGUCUCCUCUACCUAUUGCAUUUGCGAAAGAAGAAGAGACAUAGAAGGAGAUUAUGGAUUCAUCCCUUGAUUGCUGAAAGGAGCAAGACUGGAGCAUUCAACACACUUUUCCAUGAACUGAGACAGGAUAAUAUGAAGUUUUUCAACUACUUCAGGAUGUCCAUCACAACCUUUGACGAACUGCUUCACAAGCUGCAUGACCACCUCCUUCGGCAGGACUCUAAAAUGAGGGACUCAAUCAAGCCUGUUGAACGUCUCUCUGUUGCCUUAAGGUAAGGCUUACGUUUAUAAUAUAUUAUCAUUUAUGUCAAUUAAUAAAUUCCAUUUUCAAAAUGAUUGAAGAUACAUACAGUAAUUCAUGAUCAGUAUAAUCAUGACUUCACUUUUUUCACAGUACCACAACCAAUGCUUCUACCUUCACCAUCACCUUCAUUAUUAUUAUCAUCAUCUGCAGCAAGAGGAUGGACACAAACAUCGCUAACAUCCUUUUCAUUUAAUAUUUAGUAAAUGUUCUGCAUUAUAAUCACAACACAGUGACAGUUAGAUAAGUAAUGUCUCCUUAAAAAAUGUAAUACAAACGAUUUCAAGAAAGUAAUGAAGAACUUGGCACAAUUACUCACUUAAGUGAAUACAUUAUUAAAUGUCACGUAACUCAUAAGGUACAAAGUAGUUCAAGGCAAAGUAGUGUAUUUAUAUGCAAAGUUUGCAUCACAUGGGGAACCAAGCUCUGACACCUCAGAAGAUACUGGUGAAACUGAAGUACUACAUGUAGGCGGCGGUUGAACAUGUGACCCAUGCAUAUAUGGUGAGCUGUGUUCAGUUCUUUGUAGUCCACUUGAUGACGGAUUGUUCCAAUAGGGUGGAGGGUGUGAAGUGUAGGGGGCCCGCUGUGGCAGAAUGUAGGUUUGAUUCUGUGGUAAAUCAUGAACUUGAAGUGAACGGGUCUUUUUAAGGUUCUGGAUCAGACCAAUAACACCAGACUGGAACUGCAAAAUCUCAUCAUCGGUAAAUCCUUCGAGAGAGGGAAGAAGUCCUUUAAAAAAGGAAAUAUGACGGUUUUCUUCUGCUGCUAAAUGUUCCAGGAUUUCUCUCUCAAUGUCAACUUUCUUUUUCUUUGGAGCAUUCCUAACAGACAUUUUUGUUGCACUAGCUUCACCAACCUCGCUGGCUUUCUCCAGAACAUCGCUGUCUUCUCUUUCUUCAUCAAGUCCUCCGGGAGAUUUUUCAGAAUCAACUUCAAAGCUUGACUCUGUUUCCCUCAUGUCCAUAUUUACCUUUAAGAAAGAAAGCUGUUCAUGGAAGAUAUAGUUCUUCACAGUCUUUGCUGCUGAGCCACUCUUCCCUUUCCUCUUCUUGACCGAUUUGAUGUACUGAUCCUUGACAUUUUUCCACUUAUUUAUUAUCAGCU